Molecule: messenger RNA, 548 nt
Organism: Theobroma cacao (cacao)
Lineage: Eukaryota; Viridiplantae; Streptophyta; Magnoliopsida; Malvales; Malvaceae
Source: RefSeq, a predicted model, not a curated record
UUUCAAAAUGACAGUACUGCAUGCGAACUGCAACAUUAUAUAUGGGAAUCAGUGCAAACAAAAAUAACGAUAAACCGAUGCCUAAAGCCAAAAGUGAGAUUGAGGCCGAAGAUGGUGAACAUGAUCAUCUGAUGCAACUGGAAGAUUCCUCACCCUUCCCUGUGUUUUCUAUUGAAAUCUUUGCUAACAUUGUUUCUCAUGAACCAACCAUUAUGCAACAGCUUUUGGUGCCACAGGGCCAGUUGAUGCAGUCCAGAACUUCCUGGUCAGCUAUAUCUAGCAAGCUUUCGCAGAUGCAUGUACCCUUUAGCCUUCUUGCAACGGUAACGCAAAAGAUCAUAGAAUGUGCACGGUCGGCAGCGAACGAGGUACAUAACAAGAACCGCAAGAACAUACCUUUUGUUGUGACUCUUUGUCCUGUAAAACUAAUGGAAGAGGAAGCACUACUUUCUGAGCACGAGGCUUCUGCAGAAUCCUUCGAUGUGCAUUCAUUUUUACCAAGAAUUAUUGAUAUAGAAUUCCUUUUUACAAAGAACUGUUAUCCAUAA